Molecule: messenger RNA, 5920 nt
Organism: Amoebophrya sp. A25
Lineage: Eukaryota; Dinophyceae; Syndiniales; Amoebophryaceae
Source: the annotation of a GenBank genome assembly
AACCAGGAAGAGCGGGAAUGGUUGGUGGGGUUCCCAGGAUUAGCGUAAAUAGUAAGCCGAGUCCUCACUGGUGCUGGCGGGCACGUUCUACGAGCAUGACAGGGGUAUCAUGGUGGAUCCAUCGACAGCCAGGACGCGAGAGCUACGGCCUUUACAUUCCUGGCGCUGUCUUCAAAGAGGAAAAAGAAGCGGCGGACGAUGGUGGAGAUGGUAGUCGUGUUGGUCCCACGUUGUUUCCUGCAGCAGGAAGUAGCAGAGCUUUCCCCUUUCCACCUGCGGGGCCUAUGGCAGCGGCACAAAGUGAGUUCUCGGUUAGUCGGCUAGAACGUGGCACGGGAGGUGGAAUGCCGGAAAGAAAUGUGCCGUAUGAUCUGUACCCACCAUCGCGCUACAAAACGGCGAAGAUCGUAGCGGCGAAGAGGAAAAAAGCACAGACCCCGAAGGAUAAAGCAAAUACAGGAGGAGCGUCGGCGUUAUCGAAGAAGCAGAUAGCAUCAGGGAAAGCUGCUUCUGAGAAGAGAAUUAUUAUGAUGGGUCGGACUGUUGGUGUUGAUUAGUGGACUGAGUUGUAUUUUCCGAUUUGAUUUGUGCACUGACCGAUAACUCGUAGCAACAGAUUUUUUGAGCCUCCUAGUCCCUUUUGUGAUCCCAUAUUCCCUUUCAUAUUUCCAGCCGUCUCCACUCCAAACUCCGCCAACGUCGUUCUCCAGCAGGUGUGGCGAUUGUCUUCGACCAUUAUAGAGAUGAGUGCGAGACGCGACGAAGCUGCGGAGACCGACUUUUCCAAAAAGGAUGUUUUCUACCAAGUCUAUCCUGGUCAUACACCCAGCAUCAUCGAUCCUGGGUGGGUUCCGGACGCACGCGCGAGCGGAAUUCCUUAUCGUACUAUGAUGUCGAUAGCUUGUGAACAUUUUAUGCUCGUUUUCGUGUUCUAUCUAAGGUUUACCCGUUUAUGCUCGUUUUCGUGUCACAAUCAUACGGCGCAUCUGAUAUCACAACGAAAUACUACAAAUCGUCACAAAGAAGAAUUCCAACCUCCAUUGCUACACAUGAUCACUUACAGUUGCUGGCGGUCGCAUAGGUGGUGGUAGCAUGUCAGAGUCUGAGUUUCGCGUUGAACAAAUGAAAUUCAGAGAUUUCGCAGACAGUGGAGACGCUAGAGGAACUUGUACUCAUGCUGACGAGGUGGCGGAAGCUUAUGAAGGGGCUUCUUAGCUAGUUUUGCUUUUUUUUCAACCUUUUCUCCCUCGGUACCAACAUAACUCCACUAAUGUCUUACUCCAAGAAAGACACAAAAGUGAAACACUCCGCCCUCUUCUUCUAACAAGAACUAGCCGAAGAGCCUCAGUCGUACAACAUUUCUAUGCUGACUGGCGGUGGUUUUGUGCAGGAAUUGAGGGUCGACAAAGCGUUUUCGAAUUGGGGUUCUCUACGUGAUGCAGAGCUAUGGAUCGAUGGGGAGCGAGCCCAAGCUGCAGGAACACUGCUUACCAAGGAAGACAAAGACGAAGUAGACAAUUCUGCUGGAAAUUCUAGUAUUGGUUGUGGGAAUGAGACAUCUUCAAGCAAUAGCUCGAGUCGUGGCAGUGGUGGUGGUGGCAGUGGUGGUGGAAAUGAUACAUCAGCACGUAGUGCACCACAGAGUGGAAAAUCUUCACCAGCUGCUGGGGGAGGAGGGGGGAAUGCAUCGGACACUUCGAAUGCCACGAGCUCUUCGAACGGCACUAGUAGCGACGAGAGUACUGCCAGUCCGUCGGGAAGUAGCGGCACCGGGAACGCUAGUUCUAUGCUCACGGUUCGAAGGGUAGAGUCUGCGCCCUUGUCGUUUGUCCAGAAAUAUCGUCCGCGGUCCAGGACGCGAAAAGCCCGCUUGCAAAACCUACAACGCGUGCUCAUCGCGGAACUGGCUGAAGAGGCAGAGGCCACUGCGCCCGAUAUGUGGCGAGAAGACUCUUUGCAGCUGUACGAGCACAUUACUGACGAACUAGAAGACCUCUUGGGUCCAAACACCGUUGUUUCGAGGAGCACUGAUGGCGAGAACGAGGUAGCGGUAUUGCGGAAGACGCGGAGCCGAGAGGGUGGGGAGAAAAAAUAUGAGGGGGAUGAUAAGUCGGAAGUGUAAGUAUCUUGAGGAACAAUUCCAAUUCGUUUGUUUUUGACACUCGAACUAUGAUGAUAGAAUUUUGGUACUUAUUAUGCUACUUAGCUUAUAUAGCUACCUGCUCUAGUAUCUAAGUCACAAAGAAAAAGCGUAAGCCAAAGAACAUCGGUCCGGAGUAUCGCGCAGCUUUAGCCGCAGUGGAGUGGGAAUUAGAGCAGUACGACAUAAGUAAAGUCGCGAAUGACGAAAAUGCUUCUUCUGAUGAGGCUACUGCUCUGUGGAGGAAUGAUCCCCAAAAACAGAAGGAUGACCGAGACAGUAGCACGCUUGUCAGCAGGAACAUCAAGAGCACUUCAUCUGCGGACAAGAAAAGUGUGGUAGUUGGAGGUAUUCCGCCGCCUGAUAGGAGUAGUAGAAAUGAUAUUGGAGGACGCGGCUCUCCAUCUUUGCGGGACCUUAGUAGCAAUGCCGGCCCUCGUGGCGGGGUCACCUUGGCUCGCAAGAGUCAACGGGAGAUGCGUGAACUAGAUGAUGAGGAAGGAGAAGAAACCGGUGAUGCCGAUGACGAGGAGGAGGAAGAAGAGCCUGUCGACGAUAGUGCCAGAAGUAGUGAGGAUGAAGGAGAAGAAACCGGUGAUGCAGAUACAGAGCAUGAAGAAAUAUCUACACUUAAGGCUCACCAUUGAGAUUGGGGUCACCAUUGAGAUUGGGGUCACUGAGAUCGAAGAGGCGGCCUCCCCUUGAGAGGGAAAAGGGGAGAAGGGAAAAGGGAAAGGGGAGAGCCUUGAAGGGGGUCCCUUCCGUUCAGAGUCAUGAUGACCAUUGAAGGCUGAGCUUUAAGAAACACAAGAAGAGAACUUCGGAGGCAGAGGACGAAGCUGAGACCACAGAUUCUGACUCUACUGAAGAAGAUGGCGCAGAACCCACUAGAGUCGCUCCAGCAGCUCCUUCAUCAACCCAAGAAGAUGAAGACAGAGGAGACCAACAAGCUGGAGGAGAACAAGAAGAUGCCGAUGACAAUAACAUAACCGUUAAUGAUGUUAACAUGAUGAUGAACAAGGCAUCUUCUUUUUCUGAUCGUGUUUCUCCUGAUGUUGAAAAUACGAAAAGACAACCAGGAACAGCAUCAAGUCACACCAGGCAGGACUUCAUAGAGAACUUACUACUUCUGAAUGACCGUGAUCCCCUUGCAGCAGGAGUUCUUCCAUCAACGAAGGAGGGUAAAGACUACAUCUCCAUACCUAUCAAUCGCGUCGUUCAUGGCAAUAUCUCACUAGUCAUUCCUCCAGGGACGGCCAGCUACGACGCCAAAUCUAGAUUGCACCUGUGCAAAGUGCAAGUGAUGACUUCACCCGAAAAGCGACCCUCUCAUGGUAGCGGAGAGGGGGGUGCGGGAGUUAUGAUGGGGAGGAGGAAUUUUUAGAUGAUGAUGAAGAUGUUGCGUCUUUUUUUCUAACCUUCAAGUCCAAUUUUUUUCCUUCUAAUCCCUCCUCAAGGGGCGACACUUCCCAUUUUUACGGUGGCGAGUUUUUCUACGUAGGAGAGAGUAAGGAAAUCAUUCCGAGUGGAGCUGGAGCUUCCCGCGAUGAGCACGGAGACGAUGUCAACGGCUUUAGCGAUGGCGAAAACGUAGCUAAUACAUUGGUUGCAAGCGGGAAACCAGGUGCUGGAUCAGAGGAGGACCAAGCAGCCGGAUCAAUAGCCAGCGAGGAUAGAGCAGCGGGCGUGGGGUUGGCGGAGAGGAAGAGUAGAAGUAGUAGUGGUAGGAGCUUUAAUACAAAAAGUACAACUUCUAGUUCCAAGCGGAGAGUCUCCUCUGCAGCCUCUGCAACAGCUAGCUUUAGUAUUAGUUCUUCUGCCGCGAAUGGAAAGGAUUCUAGUGGUAAGGAGGCGGGGUUGAGACAGGUGUACCUGAAGACUACCGACGGUUGGGUAGCGGCAUUUGACCUCAAGACAGGGACACCAAUGGUCCACCAAAUUACCAACGAGAAACGGAUUUUCAUUUUGCUAGAUCAGGUUGGCUGUGCUGGGACGGGCUUGAUGGGGUGCGAUCUCAGUGGGGUCCUUGGUCUUGUUAUGAUUCUCGUUCCAGGACUUUUUGGACGAUUCUUUUCAUCCACACCGCCUAUAUGCUUGCAUGACAAAAGUAAAUGGGAAACAAGCAAACUAAAGCUGUAGAGCGACCUAUUCUUCUAAUUCUAGUCUAGGAAGAUCCCUAGACCCUAGUGGCAAGAGGCAGAGUGAGACCGCUGUCCAAGACGAUGGUACAUCCACAGACGAGGAGGAUGAACGAAGGCUUCCGCACGCUAGUGAAAUGCUGUUGCGGUCGCUCCUGAAGCGUCCUCUUGAGUCCGAGAUGCCGCUAAAAGAAGAGGGUGUAGAGGGAAUGGAUGCGGGACAGUUGGGGAUAGAAUUAAGGCUUGGGAGUUGACAUCUCUAUGCGCGUCUCUAUGUCUUCUUCAAGUAGGAAAGCCACAGAUAUGCGAGCUAGAGAUGCCAACUUUCAACCCCUAAUAGAAGAAAAAGAUCCUGACAUCGAAGCUGCGCAUUGGAAAAAUCCAAGCACAGACUUCCUGAGAUCAAGCAUGAAGUGGAUGAACAGGAGACGAAAAGUGCGAACAAACGGAAACGCAGCCUCUCAGCACCUAAUCGAGAGCAAGCGCGAACGAGAACUGCAAUAUAGACGGGCACUCAAAAGAAGACAUCGGUUGGACCCAUAUGGUCUGCAUGAUGUCUCGUCUUCGCCGAUACUGGAUUUGAAUGUAGGACAUACUAGUUACAGUUCUACACCGGACCACAUCAACAGGUGACGGCAUCACUCGUUUAGAACAAGAAUGCUAGCGCAGCUUUCUUCAUCAUCCUAUACUCCUCAUGCUAGCACAUCUAUAAGAAGAAUAGUUAAAUUUGAUCACACGGCAAUCAAAUUAGCAAGAUCUCGAAUUAAAUCCUAUAAUAGGCAAGGAACUCGUCCCAACUCUUUGAAUAAGCUAGCGCUGUUCUCUAACAAAAGCUCCUCCAGGGUCUGUGAUGCACCCGCCGCCGACGCUUCCGGACACUGUGCUGAUCAAAGUAGUACGGGAUGGCAACACAACCUACGUCCGCGUACCUUUCGAGAGUCCGCAAAGUCUAUCGGAGAUCCGCUGUGAGCACGUGGAGUGUCCUACCAUUAUGAGAGUUGGUUGUGGGUUCGUAUGAAAGUCUAGUGUCGAAAUAGAAUGACUGUCUACACUGUAACUGUUAGACAGAAGAUGUGAGAGUUUUUGUACUGUAGAAAACUAAUGAUCUCCCUCUUUGUUCUAAUCCAAGUUACACCUGUGUAGACGGAAGAUGCGAGUGGCAGACCGGUGCCGGACUUGAGCCAAAGCCAGUUUGUAGAGCCAAUGUCUGCGGACGCUCUUAUCGUCGCGGGACAGGAAAGACGCGUGCGAAUCUGCAAGAGACCUGCACGUCGAGAGGGCAAAAUAGGACGUAUUGUUAUGGUGGGUGAUGAGGAGAUCACUUUUACAACUAGCUUAUUUUUAUGUUAAGUUGAUGUUGUAGGCAAGAAGAGCAGCUUGUCAAUCUGGGACGCGUCUACGUAGCUACGCAGUCCUCUAAUUCCUCAUGGCCCUCCGCACUCUGGAACGACCUGACUGCGUCUGGCACGCCCACGACGCGCCGAACUGGUUUGAGGAGAUGUACAAGCUGUCUGAUGAUCAAUCCAAACCUCAGUGGUCUAGCACAGGGCGCGAAAUCAAAGAAGAAGAGCGCACCAUCUUUCAAAUCCCAGACAAAGUAAACGAGUGCCCGCCAGAAGAUAGGGGGGAGUUUCAGGGAUAG